Haliotis rufescens (red abalone) is the source of this 8974-nucleotide messenger RNA. RefSeq names its product sacsin-like. Gene Ontology annotation, molecular function: Hsp70 protein binding. The transcript is spliced from 8 exons. The record is from RefSeq and is a predicted model, not a curated record. NCBI's taxonomy places the organism in Eukaryota, Metazoa, Mollusca, Gastropoda, Lepetellida, Haliotidae. The coding region runs from base 185 to 6481 and encodes 2098 amino acids.
ACGUAGUUAUUACUUCAUGGAAAAGGCAUACCUUGUGUGGUCCCCAUAUUCUGUAGGCAGUGCAGACAUCUUGCUGGGACGUGAACGUACCCUGUUACGUACACAGUUCAGUCAAUAGCUGUAGGGAGCACAUGUGGCCACUGGACAUUGUUCGGCAUAAAACUUUGGUGACAGUCAGCUCAAGAUGGACCAAGAUACACAGUCAGCUGAAUCAGACGAUGAUGGCUACACAUGUAUGGAGCUGCCUACCCUUGUCAAGCAGUUGCAGGUCGUUCUGGACCAGUACCCUGAUGAUGGACAGAUACUCAAGGAGCUGAUACAGAAUGCUGAAGAUGCUGGAGCCGAAGUUGUCAACAUCAUGUUUGAUGGAAGGAAUAUUCGUCCUGAAAUAGAUCCCCAGGAAUUGAAACAGAACACUUUCCUGAAAUCUUUGCAGGGUCCUGCGUUGUGUGUCUUCAAUGAUGCUCUAUUCAGGAAGAAGGAUUGGGCAGGUAUCAGAAUGUUGCAUACUAGCCUCAAGAAUGAGUCACAGAAUAUAGGACAAUUCGGACUUGGUUUCAAAUCUGUAUUCCAUAUUACAGAUUAUCCAUGUAUCAUCAGCGGUGACCACAUCCUUUUCAUUAAUCCAGAAGAAGUAGCACAUAAAGUGUGUUUCGCCAAAAAGUUAAAGAAUCUAACAGAUAGAGUGAAAGAUAUUUUAAGUCAGGUCCUGAGUGGUACAUUUGGGUUCUCAGACAAGUGUUUGACAGCUGGUUAUGACGGAACUCUAUUUUGGUUUCCUCUGAGGGUUCAAACAUCACAACUUUCUGGAAAUAUAUAUACAGAAGAGAGUGUUAUGGACCUAUUUCGGGCGCUGAGAUCGGAGGCGCCAGUAACACUCCUUUUUCUCAAUUCCAUACACAAAGUUCAAUUAUUCCAGAAGCAUGCAGCUACAGAAGAGGUGAUUUUCUGUGUACAGCUUUCAAAAAGCUGUUUAGCAUCUGUUAAACGUCAAAGGAUGGAUUUUGCCACAAAAGUGAAACGCAUUGACUGUGAAUUGACAUGCCCUUCCAUUGAAAACAGACUUAAUGUUGAGAUAGAAACUGAAGAUUUCAUAAAGUCACAAAUAUUAAGCCAGGAAUGGGUAAUUCUCAAUGUGUUCAAAGCCAGAGAUAUGUCUGAAAGACUACAAAGACUCUGCAAGGAAAUGUCACAGUAUCCGCGUGUGGGCCUGGCUGUUCCACUUGGUAAGAAAUGUGAAGGUCAUGUGUUCUGUUUCCUCCCUCUUCCCCUGGAGAGUCACAGUCCCACAGGUCUGCAGGUUCAUGUAAAUGGCUGCUUUGCCUUAAGUCAAAAUCGAAGGCAUAUCAAAUGGCCAACAGCAGAUCAGCUACAGAAUCAGUCUCAUACAGACAAGGAUAUUGAGUGGAACAAGUGUCUUGUGAGUGAAGUGCUACCAGAGGUUUAUUGUAAUAUUCUAAACGAGCUGAUUCAGCAUUCUCAACAGGAACAGAAUCCAGAUGACCUGAUACAGCAGGUGUAUUCCUUGGUUCCAAGUCAAGAAAAUGUCAGUGUACAUUGGAAACCAAUGGUGGAUGGAGUUUUAAGAGAACUGCAAAACAUUCCAAUCUUGUUCACAGAAAAUGCUGGUGGAUGUUGGAUGACAGCCGAAUGUGCCACUGUGCUUGAUUCCAGCUUGGCUAUUGAUGUCAAAGAUGUUGUCAAGGAUAUUUAUCUUUGGUGUAAUCAAAACAUUGUUGAUUUGCCUGGAAACGUUUUGGCAUUGUUGGAAUGCAUAAUGUGCACAUCCUUAACAAAGGUUUCAAGUGAACGUGUCUGCUCACUUCUGACAUCAAAUGACUGUUACAUAAGAUGUCUAUCUCCGCCCAAAAAGAGGAUUUUGCUGAAGUAUAUAUUAUCCGGUGGAUGUGUAGCCUUCUUACGUGGAUUACACCUUUUGCCUACAAUGGAUGGAUGUUUCACAGAAAUUGGAAAGGGACAUGUAUACAUUUGGACGGAUGUUAUUGAUUCAGAGUUUUUGUUUCCUGGCCUUGAAUCCAUGCUAGUGGACACUGUGGCAUCACCUGAACUUGACCAAGUCUUACAAAGUGAAGAGAAUCGAGAUCUUCUCAACGUGGGCCUGAUAACCAGUGCCGUAUUUCCAAGUCUUCUGCAGAGAUGUGUUGCACAACAUUUCGGUGAAAACAACCCCAAAUAUCUACAUCUACCUGUUGAUGACACUUGGUUGAGGACAGUGUGGACUUACAUCAACAAGAGCUAUUCCUGUGAUCAGCUUGGUAGUAUGUUUGGGUCACUGCCUCUUAUUCCAGAAUUACAAGAGCAAGGUAAAACACGUGUACAUGAACUACAAAAGCCACUUAUUGUUGAGAUGGUAGAUGGCGUGAGUUCACUCCCUAAGCACAUGGCUGAUUGUCUGAGGAGGCUUGGUGUUGUAGUGUUAAAAAGCAUUUCAGACAUUACACCCAAGAAUAUUCUUGGAGUGAUAAUACAGUACCCGACCCAUAGCGGUGUCAUGAAAGUCCUAGAUGCUGUGUCAGAGAAUGACAAUAUACAGACAAAGAUCAAUCAAUUCAACACAGAGGCAACCCAUGAGGAAAGAAACAGCUUAACUUGUUUUUUGGGAGAAAGUACAACAGACUUCACAAAGUCAAAGGAUAUUUUAAGGAGUCUUCAAAUGUUCAUGGCAACUGAUGGGUCGUCAAAGUGUUUAGAAGAUGUGGGCAUUCUGGCACCUGUUUUGGAACCCCCAUUUCCAAUCCCUUACUCUGAGGUCUAUCUAGUGUCUACCCCCAGAGCUGUAAGGUCGCUAGCUGUGUCUCUAGGGGCAUCGCAAAUAAAACUGGAUGCAGCAGUCAUACUCACUUUACAAAGCAUCAUUGAAGGAAAUCCCAUGGGAAUGGCUGAUAGGGAUCUUCUUAUGCUCAUGGAGUUCUUGAUAUUGUCUUGCCCUUAUCUGCUUGAAAAUGAUGAAGUUGCAAACCUAGCAUGGGGAGUGAAAUUUCUUUCAUCUGAGAAAGGAUCAACAACGUUCCAAGCAUGCCAGCUGUUUGACCCUGCAUCAUCUCUUUUGACACAGCUAUUCAUAGGUGAGGACAAAUUCCCCCACUCAAGACAUGUCAGAACCAGGCAGCUGAAGCAAGGUCUGACGCUGUUGGGGUUACGAAGGGAAGAAGAGGUGACAGCUGCAGAACUUGUAACAACAGCAAACAUUAUACAAAGUUUGAAUGCUUCCAGUAAAGAGGACGCAUUGUUGAAAGCAAGGGGUCUUGUUUUGUUUCUCACUCAUCAUGAAAAGAACUUUGACCCAGAUUCUCUAACUAACAUACAGGGUCUUCAGUGCAUCCCAUGUAUUUCACAGAAGCCAGAUUUCUAUCCAGGUCGACUUCAGUUUCCGGGAGAAAUGAGAAUGCUUGGAACAUCAAACAUUGUUUGUAGUUCUAAAUACCUGCACGUAGUCGGAUCUACCAUGAGUGUAGCUGAAGAAAUGUCAGAACCAUUGGAAGUAUUAUUUGGGUUGGAUGUUCCUCCUCCAGUUACCUCUGUCAUUAAACAUUUACGGAAUCUCUCAGCAUCAUACUAUAGUCAGGCACACCACCUGUACAUGACCCUGCUGCACAAUGUCUACAAGCAUUUGUCAUCAGUGAGCUUGUCCAAGGAACACAUCCAACUGCUUAGUGAAUUCCCCUCAGUAUGGGUAGGAAUAGAUGAAAGGUUUCAGCAUCCGUCAUCUGUAUUCAUAGAUCAGAUGACUAAAGACAUGGAUUUAAAACCUUACCUAUUUGCUCUUCCAUCUGUAUUUCAUCAUUGGCGCAGUUUGAUGUUGACACUUGGGUGUAACCAGGAACUUACACCUCAGUUACUUGCAGGUGUGCUUGAAAAAAUCAAAUCGAAACAUGACACAUACAGAGAAGCGAGUGCUUUUAGAGAAGACAAUUCCUCCAGACAAUCAGAAGUUCAGAAAGAUUCACAACUUGUUCUACAAAUUGUCAACAGGUUGUCAGAAGAACAAGAAAAGCCCGCAACUAUUUUUCUUCCAAUCCAACAAGGGGACAACUCGUGUCUGACUCUAUUGCAUGUUGAAGAAUGUACAUACAGUGACUGGCUGAAUGAGGAGUCAGAGGAUGAAGGGGCUGGUGUUCACUUUCUUCAUAAAUCUAUUUCCAAAAAUACUGCACAAAUGCUUGGAGUAAAUAUCUUGGAUGAUAUAGACUAUGAUUAUCAUCAGUCAGAAUCUUUAACUAGACGUCUGAACUCUUUACUUCAUGCAUAUGUUGAUGGACUGUCCAUUCCAAAAGAAAUGAUUCAAAACGCAGAUGAUGCUGGUGCUACUGAAGUAUGUUUUCUGUAUGAUGAGCGACAAAAUUGGGAUGCAAGAUCGUCUCUGAUCAAAAGUGAAAUGGCUUCAUUACAAGGGCCUGCACUCUGGUCUUUUAACAAUGCUACCUUUAAGGACACAGACUUUAAGAAUUUGAUAAAGUUAGGUGGAGCCACAAAACAUGCAGAUACUUCCACGAUAGGAAAAUUUGGGUUAGGGUUUACCUCUGUCUACAAUCUGACAGAUGUUCCAAGUAUCAUCAGUGGAAAUACAAUGGUUAUUCUUGACCCAAGUGGCUCUUACUUGGAAAAACCAGGAAUGAAAGCAAAUCUGAAAAGUGCUAGAAACAAAGCUACAAUGAGGAAUCAAUUUAAACCAUUCGAGGGUGUGUUUGGUUGUGACUUCAAUAGAGAGGUAAUCUGCAAUGGCACUUUAUUCCGAUUACCACUAAGGACAGAAGAGCAGGCACGUAAAAGUGACAUUAGUAAUACUUGUUACACGAGGACAGAGGUAGAGUCUCUCUUCAAAAAGUUUGUUGAUGCCUGUGGAAACCUCCUUCUGUUCACACAGAAUGUGAAAUCUUUGAAGUUUUUGUUUGUGCCCUCUGAAGGAGAUCCUCGAGUACCACAGCUGUUGGUAGACGUAGUAAAGCAUGUUAAAAUAUCACCUGCCAUCCUACCACGAGGUGACAAAUUAAAAAGUGAAAACAUUUUGGUUUAUGCGUCAAAAAAAUGGCAAAGACUAGCACAGAAAAACGAGAGCUUAUCAGUAGCUCAAAGGGCCGACAUUGAAAUAGAUCUUUCCAACAACAUAAAAGAGUUGAACCUGGAACAUAGUGGGGGGCGAGCAAAGGUGGAGUGGGUUAUUGUAUGGAACACAGGUGGAAAGGAGUCCUACACGUUUGCAUUAUCUGGAGUACUGAAAGAUUUGCUCCCCCUGGCUGCAGUUGCCAUACCGAUGACAAAGCUGAGCAUGUGUCCCUUUGGGUUCUACAGAAAGGGACAUCUCUUCACUUUCCUUCCACUACCAAUAGAAAAUCCAUUUCCAUUUCAUAUCAAUGCAACAUUUGCACUCAGUGAAAACAGAAGAGAGCUACUUAAAAGGACGGAGGAUGACAAGACCAUACAUGGAGUUGUAUGGAACGACAUCUUACUUCGUGAUGUUGUGCCCAGAGCAUUCAUUGCUGCAUUGAAAUACAUAGACUUGAACUCAGUAUCAACAGCAGAGUAUUACCAGCUGUGGCCCACCAGUAAAGAACAGAUGGACUGUUUGGGGUCAAGUUUCUACAAAAUGAUUGUUGAUGAGAAACAUGAAGUCUUUGUUGAAGGAAGUACAAAACAAAGAUUGCCUCUCAAUACGAUCUGGUAUCUGGAUACAUCCAUAAGAAACCAACCAAACAUAGGAGACAUUGCUUUAAAAGCUUUGGUAAACUUUUGGAAAGGUAAAAGUAAAGUUGUUGUAGACAUUCCAAACAAUGUCAUUGCGUGUCUCAUCGAGGAGAGAGGUUGUGCCAAGAAUCGCUGUGUGGCAAGUCAAACAUUCUACUGUGAUGUGUUUUUCCCUAAUUUUGAGAAUGAAUAUUGGUUACCAAGAGACAGGGUCUCUCUGACCAUCUCUGCUAUACAAUACAAUGACAAUGCAACCAAUCAGCAAGUGAAGGCUACGAAAUGCAUCCCAACAUCUCAUAAGGGCACGUUAAGACGACCUCAGGAUUGCAUUUGUCCAUCUAGGGCAUGUGCUAGCCUGUUCUCAGAAGAAGAUGACAUGUUCCCAGACAAACGUUUCAGGACGUGGUCAGUUCUUGAAGGUCUGUGUCUAGCUGGAAUGAUAGAAGAUAAUUUGCCCUGGAAGAUAUAUGUAGAAAGGGCGAGUACAGUGUCUGAAUUGUACUUUACAGAUUAUCAAAAGGCAAUUCAAAGGUGUAAGAAUCUAUUACAGUAUCUGGGAUGCCACGUCAAUCCACGCUAUAAGAACUUCACAAAAUGCCCACCAGUUAUUCUUCAAAAACUUUUAAAAAUCAGGUUUCUGCCAGUGCUUCAACGUCCCAAGACAUGGAAGUUCGUUUGGAAGGCUGAUGAAGCAGACUCUGGUCUGUCAGCCCCAAAAGGAAAUGUUCAGAGAGGACACAGUGAAUUUGGUUGGAUGUACCCAUCUGAUUUUGGAUGAAUCUGAACUGGAUUUUGACAAUAGUGAAGAGAUAAUCUCUGAUGCUCUUCAGUUGCUACAAGUGAAGAACAGUUGUGAAGUUACCCUUGAAAGUGUUACAGCGCAACUCCUUUCUGUUUCGGAGUCAAUACAAGAAGGUCUAAGACCACCCAAUACGGAACUGUGCGAAACAUGUAGAGCCAUUUACAGUCACAUGAACAAACUAUAUGAAAAUAGUUCCAUCAAUGGGAAGGAGGAGUUCAAAAGAUAUGUGGAGGAACACUUGCAUGGAAAACAGACAAUCUUGGUGGGGAACAAACUGGUGAAACCUGAACAGGUAGUCCUCCACAGGCAAAGUAGUGUGGAGCCAGGCAUGUAUACACUGGAGCACACGUUCGAGGAUGUUCUGCCGCUGUUUGAACUAUUUGGCAUGAAUACAAGAAUUCAUGGUACACGCACCUUGAUUAUAAUAGGAAUACUGGCAGGGAUUGUGGGUCUUGUGUUGGCAUUUUGUACAAAGUAGUAUGACAUAUGCACGUAACGUGCAAAGAAAUACACAUACAUUUAGAUAUAUAUGUACAAGAUCCUCUGCCAUCAACGUACGUGAUCAGGAGCACAGUAACGCUGCUGCAAAUAAUGUUUAAUAGAAAUCUUCAUGGACGUAUAAGAAACGGUGUUUCAUGUUGAUUAAUGUUCAUCCAUACUGAAGCCAUAAUUGUUGGCCAAGUGGCAGGCUACUACUUCCAACUAUAACAACCUUCCAUCAAAGGCCUGCAAACGCCCUGGGAGUACAGAUGACGACCAUGCAACCACAGGCCAGUGUAUGAUGUGUUUAACUAUGAUGUCUUUAGAGACCCCUCUGCUCCCUGGCUUUAUUUCCGUAACUGCUCGGCAAAGUCCGGCGGUCAUCGUUGUAUGGUGUCAUUACAUUCUGUGUUAAGGAAUUAGUGGCCCAACAAUUUCAUUCUCUUGUAAUCUAAUGACACUCUCAAAUCAUGUAUUCAUGUAUUGAAAAUGUUUUUGUAACUAUGAUGUUCAAACAUUAGGGGUAUUUAUAUGUACUCUCAGAUAUUUUUCAUGUAUUUAUGUAAUUUUUGCCUCAUAAAUAAUUGUGUAUAUAGCUUGUUGUAUAUCUUUAAUGAUACUGUUGGAUAGCUUAUAUUCAGCGCUUUAUUUUGAUACUUACAUCUUCAAUAUGGAUAUAGUAGUUGGUUUGCUUUUCGUGUUUUCAAUAUGUUUAGAAACACAGUUUGACUAAGCGCCCCAGCCUGUGGUUUUCCUCGGUUGCGCAGCAUAUUCAUACUUCUGUUGGGUUCUUGUGUCUUUACCCACCAGGAUAAAGACACAGAACUUGUUUUGUUUUUCUGGUUGUACUGAACUAAGAACUUAGAAGCUAGAGUUUCCAAUGCUUCAUUUUUCUAGUAAUCCAUAGAUAACCAACAUUCGCGUGAUUGUCUAGCUUUUUUGGAAUUUUAGUAUUACUUCGGUCAGUCAAAGUGAUCAGUUGAUCAGACUAGCUUAAUUUUCAGACGUACUCGUCAAUGUUAUAGUUAUAGGAGGCUAUAAGCAAAAUUGUUUACUUCAAGGUCGACAGAUAUCGUUAACAUCGUUUACAUUGUCAGCCAGUUUAUACUUUCCAAAGAAUUUUUUUCGAUACAAUUAUCAAGCUUCUGGCUUAAAUCAAGCAUUUUGUUUAAAACUUCGUGUCAUGGCCAUGGCAAAUAGUUAAAGUAAUACCACUGAUGGGUAUACUGACGUUAUUUUUUGUCCUCGUAGGCCCUUUUCAACCAUGGAUCCUACUGUUUACAACCUCUGGAUGAUAGUCAACCUCCCACAAUACAAUACUCGUCGAUCUCCCUGAUUACUUUGCUAUCUCACCUGCUAGAGAUACAUAUUGUUAUAUGUGAGCAUUAUGUAUAUUGACCAUGUGUUGUAACCAAAGUGGUUAUUGGGGAUAUAGUAUAGGUGGACCCAAGGUUGACCUGUGAUUGAUUAGCUUUGCCACUGUGAAGGAUUGGUAAGCUCGCCACAUUGAGUAGCAAGGUAUGGUGUAUUGUUUUAGAGGCUUGUAGACUUGUUACUGAGCUAGCAGGGGCCAGAUUGUGUAUAGCUACCUCCAGGCAUGAGAGAGAGUUUUUUUUUUGCGAGCUGAGACGGGUCCAGGAUGUCCACACUUACUAGGUCUCUGUAUUGACCAUAUCGGUCUGUGACAUUCCUGCCAGUGAGUCUUGUGAUGUAUUCGACCAUGUCGGUCAUUUGUGAGAGACAGGAAAGUUGAUCCCUGUUAGUCGACACAGACUGAGUCUGUGCACAAUCUGUCGUUGGCUAAUCAAACUGAUCGGAAUAUAUUUGUUACCAGGAUCCAGAUUGUGUCCGAUUGGUAGCUAGUGUUUCUGUAUCACAAUGAGUUUUCACCUAUUUUGCUUUGCAAUAGAAAUGUUAGUUUGCCAGAUUGUAAUCGAAAUUGUGUUAAUAUUGAAUAAUUGUAGGUUUUGGUAAUAAUAAAAUAUUCUU